UACCUUCGACCCAAAAUAUAUAAAAUAUUAUAGUAUACAUAGUAUUCACCAGAAAAAUACGUAGUAUUCUUCUAUGUUUCGAUAUUUUAAGGAAACUGGAAUUAACAGGACCACCAAGGACACUUGGUUACCUUGCAAGAACUUCUUGUCUUUCUUUAUAAAUAUAACCAUAUAUACCUCUUUAAUCUUUCUAUAUAUAAAUAAGCUUCUCAGAAAUAGAGGUAGAAAGCUCUUAUGAGUUUUUUUAUUUUUUAUUUUUUUUAUUUUUUUAUUUUUUGGGUCAUGAUUCAAUAAUAAUCUAAAAUGAUUUUAUGAGAGAAGUUUAAAGGUUGAUAUUGAGGAGUUUUUGAACAUGGAGAUCGGAGGAACCAAAGUUUGUCGACUAACACAGUUGCAUUGGUGGGCACUCGGAGCCACCUUGAUGGUGUUGCUUCUGUGUGCUUUUAUGGUUCAACUCAUCAUGACUAGCACAAUGAAGGCGUCAUCGGUUCUCAUGUUUCGUUCUUAUAUUUCUCGACAAGCUGUUAAUGAUCAACUUGAAAGAGUUUAUGACAGCAAUGGUUAUCUGAUUGUUUCCCCUAAUGGAGGUUUGAAUCAAAUGCGAGCUGGUAUAUGUGACAUGGUGGCCAUUGCAAUUUAUUUGAAUCUAACUUUUGUAGUUCCUGAAUUGGAUAAUACCUCCUUUUGGCGUGAUAACAGGCAGUUUGGAGAUAUAUUUGAUGUGGAUUUUUUUAUCACAUCUUUGAGAGGCCAAGUCCGGAUAUUGAAGGAACUUCCUCCUAUGCAGAAGAGAAGAUUGGAGAAAAUGAGACAGAUAGUUUCUUUUGCACCUAUUAGCUGGUCUGACAUUUCAUUCUAUUACUAUCAGAUGCUUCCUCUGAUAAAAAGGUAUGGUCUCCUGCAUUUCACUCGAACCGAUACUAGGCUUGCUAAUAACGGUCUUCCUCUAGAACUUCAGCUGCUUCGCUGCCAAGUAAACUACCAAGCACUAAGAUUCACAACCCAGAUAGAGGAACUGGGAAAGAAGAUUGUUAGGCUUCUGAGAAAAAAUGGUCCAUUCUUGGUUCUUCAUCUCAGAUAUGAAAUGGACAUGUUAGCAUUUACUGGUUGCACUGAAGGUUUCGACAACAGAGAAAUUGAAGAGCUGACAAAUAUGAGAUAUGCAUACACAUGGUGGAAAGAAAAGGAAAUAGAUUCUGAGAAGAGAAGAAAAGAUGGAGGGUGCCCUUUAACUCCAGAGGAAACUGCAUAUGCAUUGAGGGCAUUGGGUAUAGAUCCUACCAAACAGAUUUAUAUUGCUGCUGGUGAUAUAUAUGGGGGAGAAAAGAGAAUGGCAUCUUUGAGAUUAGCUUUUCCUCGUAUGGUCAAAAAGGAGACAUUGCUAAAACCCUCAGACCUUGAACCCUUCAAGAAUCAUUCAAACCAGAUGGCUGCAUUAGAUUAUAUGGUGGCAUUAGAAGGUGACAUCUUUGUUCCUACUUUUGGAGGAAACAUGGCAAAAGUUGUCGAAGGCCAUCGACGGCACUUGGGGUAUAAGACCACUAUUCUUCUAGACAGAAGUAUCGUAGUCAACCUGAUAGAUCAAUACAAGAAUGGAAAUCUUAGCUGGGUUGAAUUUUCCCAGGCAAUGAAAACUGGUCAUGCUGAUCGAAUGGGUAGUCCGGCCCAAAGACUUAUUAUUCCCGGGAAACCUAAGGAAGAGGAAUAUUUCUAUAGCAACCCACAAGAAUGUUUGCCGCCAAUUCAUCAAAGACCAAAGGUUUCUACAUGAUUGGUGGAUGCUUAAAUCAAAAAAGGUGAUUUGGUCUAAAACAGAGAAAAAACAGAGCAAAAACAAAAGGAAUUCAUUCUUCUCAAAUAUGAGUGCUUACAUUAUUUUAUUCUAAAAAUUUGAUUUGUAAAUUAAAACAUAUUAUUUUUUGGUCCUAAAAAGCAUCUUAGUUUGAAUACUAAAAUAUUUCAAUAAGAAAUUACAAGUAUAUUGUUUUUGUGAGCAAGGAAAAAAAAAAACAAAUAAAUUGAAAAAUUAAGGAUGAGAGUAUAAACUUGAAUCCGAUGGAUGCAAAGUUAUUGUUUCUCUUUUUUUCUUCUUUUGAGAAGGGGAAUUUUAGCACCAGAAUCAAAUCAACAGUUAUCACCAAUGAUCAUUGUGUAACGACCAGUGUGGGCAAAUGCAAGAGGCAUUUAUCCAAUCCCACAUCAUCUAGGUGUGGAAUGAGACACAGUUCAAAUGUAAUGGUCCUUUUCAAAGUAGUUGAUUUCAAGAUUCGAAAGAACUCUGCAAGCAUGCUUCGGCAGGAGAAUAAAU
Messenger RNA from Ziziphus jujuba (common jujube), 2308 nucleotides. RefSeq names its product rhamnogalacturonan I rhamnosyltransferase 1. The coding region runs from base 353 to 1771 and encodes 472 amino acids. The record is from RefSeq and is a predicted model, not a curated record. The transcript has 8 exons. Gene Ontology annotation, cellular component: cytoplasm. Lineage: Eukaryota; Viridiplantae; Streptophyta; Magnoliopsida; Rosales; Rhamnaceae.